Patiria miniata (bat star) is the source of this 2369-nucleotide messenger RNA. Its product is annotated as neutral cholesterol ester hydrolase 1-like. Gene Ontology annotation, molecular function: carboxylic ester hydrolase activity. The transcript has 4 exons. The record is from RefSeq and is a predicted model, not a curated record. Lineage: Eukaryota; Metazoa; Echinodermata; Asteroidea; Valvatida; Asterinidae. Bases 258 to 1475 code for a protein of 405 amino acids. Gene Ontology annotation, cellular component: membrane.
UGUUUCACGUGUGUGUAUUUCGUCAAUGACUAUACUGAGGUGCAAAAAAAUAUUAACGGCGCGUAUCGACAAUACAUGGCGCAGGGUACUGCCGCCAUUACAUACAGUGCGCAUCGACCUUGUGCCCCGAUAGGUCUGUGUGUGCUUACAGUGUGUGGCGUGUAUACAAGCACACGGUGAUACGAAUAGGAGAGAGGUUUUUUGUCCAUCUACAGCGAUCAAGUUUUCAAUUUGAAAUAUAUUUGAAUCGUACAAUCAUGGCGGUAAGCGAGUUGCUUGGUCUGGUUCUCGCCUCUGUGGUGUGUCUGAUAGCAUACAUGGUUUAUAUCGAACCGUUCCCCAAUGACGUAGCCGACAGCCCAUGGAGGGUCAGACUGGCUUCGUACAGAGUCAUGUUCAAGUUUAUGUCUACCCCGUUGGUACCCACGAGAAUCAACAACUGGCUAGAGGAGCGAUACAGAGCGAACAAGCGGGCAAUCUCGCCGAGAGUACCGUACACAGACACGGUGCUUGACGGGGUACCAGUCCGGAUAUUUGCCGAUGAGCAAACCGGAGGGAAGACCGAUACACGGCCGGCCAUCGUCUUCUAUCACGGCGGUGGCUGGGUCAUGGGUAGCCCUGAUAUGUAUCAUCCAUUGACGUCGCAGUUGGCACAGGAACUGAAUGCUGUGGUGCUUUCAGUCGAUUACCGACUGGCGCCCAAAUAUCCGUUUCCCGCGCCGCUAGACGACUGCACAGUUGCUACGGUCUGGUUCCUGAAGCACCUGAGCGAUUACAACGUCGACCCUACUAGGAUUGCUGUAAUGGGAGACAGUUCAGGUGGAAAUCUAGCUGCAGCGGUGGCACAACGCCUGACCUUUGACCCAGAGUACCGUGAUUUGCCCAAGCCUAAGCUACAAGUCUUGAUCUAUUCACCCUUGCAAGCCUUCGACUUUAACACCCCCUCCUACCAAAGGAAUGGCAACUACUGGGUUCAGCUCAACAAGCCCCUCAUGACCAUGAUGUGGAGCAAGUACCUUGGCAGAGAUGUGGGGCCGGCGAUGAAGACUAACAAGCACACCUCUUCGGCCGCAAAAACAUCCCCACUGGCCCACAAGUGCCUGUCCCACGACCUCAUCCCGGACGAGUUCAAACAGACUGGCUACGAAGCUCCUUCAACUAACUUCGGUGAUGAGAGCAUCUACAACGAGAUCAAAGAGGUUCUCCUGGAUCCAGACUUCGCUCCUCUCAUGCGAGAAGACCUGAGAGGACUCCCAGAGGCUUACAUCCUGACCGCCGAGUAUGACGUCUUGAGGGAUGACGGCAUCAUGUACGCCAAGCGUCUGGAGAAGGCGGGAGUGCCAGUUACACUGAAGGAUUAUCUAAGAGGUUUCCAUGGUAUGUUCGGCACCGGGCCCAGUUGCCCGUUAGUUUGCACACCUAUGGUCGAAGAGAGCUUCUGGCAUUUCAUUGCGUACGCAAAGGAACGUCUUUGAAUUGAUUAUCUUCAUUUAUACUUAAUUAUCACUAGCUCUUCUUAUCGAUGGCUUCUUUGAGAUUCCGGGAUGUAUAAUUCUCCAGGUGGGUUUUAAAAUAAUUAUGUUGGCUUAAAUUAAACAUGUUUAGAAUAUUGAUGGAUAGUGUUUAGCCAAUGAACAUUGAUGUUAAGGAAUUUUGAAUCGGACAUCGACACGUAAUAUUUAGCUUAAAUGUGUUAACAAAGUGAUAGCAAGAUUGUGUUUAAUUGAUCAUCGCAGAUUUUAGAGUGGUACUGGUGUACAUGUAAUGUUUAGUAACUGAACUAGAUAACGCAGAUGUAGGGUUCCAAUAUUGAAAGUAAAGUUCAGUGCGUGAAAUCGCGUAACUGCAUUCGGCUGAAUGAUAACGUGACCCAGACGCUGAUUUAAGGCGCAAUUCAAAACAUGACUCCUCAGCAAAUUUUAAAUUGAAAACGAGAUCCUAGAAGUUUGUUUUCUCGGAAUAUACAGCAUUUACUGAGCUGAAACUUCGUCAGGUUAGUUGCUAAGCACCAUUCUUUAGAUUUUGAGCACUUAACUUGCUUCCAAACAAAAAAAUCACAAAUGAUAGAUACUGUACUCUAUAUUCACCUCAGGCCUAGGCCUAUGUAGUAAAGCCUAUUACUUAAUUAGCGAUGUUGUUUCACACUGUAUAUAGAACAAUAUACUAUGAAGAAUGUUACUGAAAUAGUUUUAAAAUGUUGCUUAACAAUUGCGCAUCAAUCCCAUUUAUCGUUUUGUAUUGUAUUUGUAAUGUACCGUAUUGUCUGAGUGUUGUCAUUUGAAUACAGGGCCCCUAUAUGUAAAACAGUUUUACACUGGGCAUAAUACCCUGGAUAACGAAAUAUAAUAAAUAAAUAAAUACAUUAUCUA